GGAAAAAGUCAGCUCUACAAAAUUUCUGUAUAGCUGAUAAUCAAUUUCUGGUCCUUGAAAAAAUCGGGGAGUUUUGGCUUAAAAUCUAUCUAUUGAGUGCUAGAUUUCUGCCGUUUUGAGGUGGCCUUCGAGAAAAUUAACCACCGCGUGUAGUUACAAGAACAUCGAAGAAUGAUUCGCUUCAUCUUGAUCCAGAACCGUGCUGGGAAGACCCGGCUGGCCAAGUGGUAUAUGAACUUCGAUGACGACGAAAAGCAGAAGCUCAUCGAAGAGGUGCACGCCGUUGUGACGGUACGCGAUGCCAAGCACACCAACUUUGUCGAGUUCCGGAACUUCAAGAUUGUCUACCGGAGGUACGCCGGGCUGUACUUUUGCAUCUGCGUGGACGUGAACGACAACAAUCUGUGCUACCUGGAGGCGAUACACAACUUCGUCGAGGUGCUGAACGAAUACUUCCACAAUGUGUGCGAGCUGGAUUUGGUGUUCAACUUCUACAAGGUCUACACGGUGGUGGACGAAAUGUUCCUGGCCGGAGAAAUCCGGGAGACGUCCCAAACCAAAGUGCUGAAACAGCUGCUGACGCUCAACUCGCUCGAGUAGGAUGGGCCGAUCCUACGCAAAACGGAUAGGGAUUAUCAUUUUGUUCUGUUUGUUCGAAAGCAGUCACUAAUGCUUUAAAUUUUGUUUUAUCGAAACUGUUUAAUCCUCUAUUAUGCAAUAUUAUUCUAUCGGCUAAUCGACUGGAACUGGAUGCAGGAGUAUCCGCUUACUUUCUAAGAG
Molecule: messenger RNA, 780 nt
Organism: Ochlerotatus camptorhynchus
Lineage: Eukaryota; Metazoa; Arthropoda; Insecta; Diptera; Culicidae
Gene: AP-2sigma
Product: adaptor protein complex 2, sigma subunit
Exons: 2
Coding region: 172-600 (142 amino acids)
Biological process (GO): clathrin-dependent endocytosis; intracellular protein transport
Cellular component (GO): AP-2 adaptor complex; intracellular membrane-bounded organelle; membrane coat
Molecular function (GO): clathrin-cargo adaptor activity
Source: RefSeq, a predicted model, not a curated record